This is a messenger RNA of Solanum lycopersicum (tomato), 2244 nucleotides long. RefSeq names its product F-box/kelch-repeat protein At3g23880-like. Gene Ontology annotation, molecular function: protein binding. Lineage: Eukaryota; Viridiplantae; Streptophyta; Magnoliopsida; Solanales; Solanaceae. The record is from RefSeq and is a predicted model, not a curated record.
AUCUCUGUUUCACCAUGUCUACCAUGGAUACCAUUGCCAACAACAAUCAAAACGAAAUGUUGCUGGAUCUUGACAAAAAGACCAUGGUUUGUCUGUUUCGUAACAAUCCCUCCUCAAUUCUUGAAAGUUUUUGAAGAAGCCAUAGCCACAAAUACCAAUAGCUAUCAUCAAAGUCAGGUCAAUACAGUGUAUUCAUCAAAUUCUAAGUACAGCCCCAAAAUACAGAACAGCCAUCAAACUCAUCUUCCCCAAAUCCCAAGAUAUCUUCUAAUUUUGAUCCCCCACCAAAACCUAGCGCAAACCCCAAAGAGGACUACACCAUGCAACUGCUUGUGAAAGUAGAAUCACAACAAUCAGAAUCCUCCUCUACAACUGCCAAAUUUGUGUUCCAUAGCCUGAUAUUAUCAGUAGUCUAGAUGUGAUGUUAUUUCGUUUUUUAUAUUUUUGAUGUAAUCAUUUACGGUUCAAAAUCCAGAAAAUGAUUUGAGAAAAAUAUGAAAGAUGUUGUUUUCACUAACCAUUUCCCUCCAAAACCAUCAAUCUCUUCGCCAUAUAGCUUGGGGAUCUCAGCCAUGGCUUUGGAAUUAUCACAAAGAGAAUCCAUUAGCCGUUUUCCUUUCUCUAUAAGUUUCAUUGGCCGAGUCAAACCAGUUUGUACCUUCUCAUUCCUUUAUACUUCUUUACCUGAUCAGCUUUGCCACAAAGAUCACGUUGACAGAAGUAGUCACAAAAAAGAAGAUUAAGAUUCUUCCGAAAGGAGUCAUAAUGGCGAUCCUCUUAAAGGUGCCCCCAAAAUCCAUGUUGAAAUUCAUGGGCGUUUCAAAACCAUGGCUUCGGCUAAUCUCUAGCCGUAAGUUAGUAAAGACUCAUGUGAAAUUAACAGCUAAUGACAAAGAAUGCAGCAAUGAUAGGGUCAUUUUUCAAGACUCAACAGGCAAUUUCAAGGUAAGUCCUCUCCCUCCCUUGUUCCGCAAAGAACAAAGAAUUGAGCUAUUUAACAUGGAUUCUCCCAUGGAAAACCCCAAUACUUAUACUAAGAUUGUGGGUUCUGUCAAUGGAUUGAUUUGUAUGUACAGUAAGAUAGAGGAACCAGUCUUAUGGAACCCCACAAUUCGGAAAUGUAAGAAAAUGCCUACAUUUGAAGCUAAUUUGAGGAGGGGUUGCUCUUAUUAUCUCAACUAUGGUUUUGGAUAUGAUGAGUCACAUGACGAUUACAAAGUAGUAGUUGUUCAAUGUAUUUACGAUGAUGGUGGUUCAUAUGACACUGUAGUCAACAUUUAUAGUUUGAGGACCGAUUCUUGGAGAACAAUUGAUAAGUUCCAGGGCAACUUUUUGAUAAAUUCUCCAGGUAAAUUCGUGGAUGGGAAGCUUUAUUGGGCUUUAUCUGCUGACAUUAAUACGUUCAAUAUAUGCAACAUCAUUUCUCUUGAUUUAGCAGACGAAACAUGGAAAAGCUUGAUGCUUCCGACUAGUUAUGGAGAAGGCAUCUAUCCUUUGGCACUAGGAGUGUUCGGAAAUGAUCUUUCUGUGCUUUGUCUUAACUGUCACGAAGUAACUAAUUCGGAUGUAUGGAUUAUGAAGCAUUCUGGAGUAGAAGUGUCGUGGACAAAGAUUUUCACCAUCGAUCAUCCAAAAGAUCUUGGGGAGUUCAUAUUUUUUUCGUCUAUUUUCUCUGUACCUUCUUGCCAGUCAAAUAAGGGUGAAUUAUUUUUACUCUUGCUUCCUCCGGUUAUCAUGAUAUAUGAUUGUUCAACUAGACAAUUAGAGGCUGUUGAUCACUUUGAGGAAUGUUUUGCUGCAGAAAUCUACGUCGAAAGCCUCGUUGAUCCCCUAUUGAUAGCACAAAAUGAUAACUCGUAAGAAUUCUGUUUUAUUUUAACUGCUAUCAUCAGCUAAGUUAGAUUGGAGCAAGAUUUUACGAGAACAUAUUCUUAACAUUCGAGAUGGAAUGAUUUCUCGAUUUACUUACUGAAGCCUAGAAAUAAAACCGUUGAUGCAGUUCUUUUUUCUCAAAUGUAGAACAAGAUGUUGAAUUUGUAUGAUUACAUCAUAUUUGAGUGAUUUCAUUUUUACUCCAAUUUCUACAAGUAAUAAUCUGAUAAUCCCCAAAUAAGAGUAAUCUAUCCAUUUAAUCCAUCUUCACAUUGAAUCAACACCAACAACAAACUCAAUGUAGUAUAAGGUUUGAAAAGGAUAGACUAUACGUAGAUCUUACUUUUUAACUUGUGAAAUUAAAAAAAAAAG